Molecule: messenger RNA, 2316 nt
Organism: Hyaloperonospora brassicae
Lineage: Eukaryota; Oomycota; Peronosporomycetes; Peronosporales; Peronosporaceae
Source: the annotation of a GenBank genome assembly
AUGAAGCGUUCGUUCCAACACGUGACUGCUGCAGUGUCGUCCGCCGUUGCCGCACCUGUAGCUGCCAUCCAUGGCGACCGCAUUGCUGGUACCGUUCCGAGUGCCGAAGCCCACCUCAACGUGGACCGACCACGGAAGCUCCGGGUGUGGAGGCGUCGCACAGCACCUUCAGCUCGGCAGGUGUUUCCGACAUCGAGCAUUACUGGGUACCCCUUGUCGCAUGGAUAUACCACCACUACCACCGCUGCUGCAGGUGUCUGCAUACCACAGCUCUCGUGUCACUGGCAAUGCGAUGCAUUAGAGUCUGCGCUGCCGGAGGAGGGACUCCUGCACCUCGUGCUGUCGUUCCUCACCUUUCGAGACCAUCAGGUGGUUCGAGCAGUGAGUCGGCCGUGGCGACAACGCGUCCGGACGUUGGCGGUCGACCGACUCGACGUCUCGGCCCACACCAUCUCCUUGUGCCCCGAACGAGUCCCUCGAGCGUGUCACGCGCUCUUGCACAGCUACAGCCGCGUGCGCCGACUGGACGUGUCGGGGCAGCGGGCGCUCGGGGACCGCGACUUGCUCCUGUUGACGUCGCACUUCUGGACGCACCUCGGAGAGGUCGUGCUCGACGACUGUCAGGCGAUCACGGACUUUGGUCUCUUGGCCGUACUCAACGCCCGGUCGCUUCGCCUGCGGUCCGUGUCGCUCCGGCGGUGCAAACAGGUCACGGGCCGCUCGCUCGUGGCAGGUCACGACCUGCACCUGACCGGGUCCCACCCGUCCCUCACGCGCCUCGUCCUCGACGACACGCGCGUCACGCACGCCUUUGUCCUGCACCUCGAAGCGCACUUUCCUACGCUCGCGCACCUCAGCGCGCUGCAUACGCCGGCGCACGGGGCGUUUUUCCAGCACACGUCGACGCUGCGGCCGCUGCUCCGCGACCUGCAGCAGCUCGUGCACGACGAGACGCCACGGCCGCUGCUGUCGGCACUGCUCGACGCGUUCCGCCAGUGGUGCAGCAGUCCGCGUCGACGCAGCGCCAAUGCGUUCGAGCGGACGGUCGCUGCCUCGGGCGCCCGAGCGCUCGUCGACGUCCCCUUGUUCCCCACGCGUGGGCUCACCAACGAGCCGACAGCGGUUGACAACCGCUUUGGCGUUGAGUUCGGCUUCGAGUCGUCGCUGUCGCUGCUGCUGUACGCGAGCGCCAGCGGCCGCACGCGAGUGCUGGCGGCGCUCUUCGCCGCGCGAUCCACUGCCUCGAGCGACUUGGAGCACACGGACGCCGCCGGCCACUCGGCACUGAGUCUCGCCGCGGCGCACGGCCACGUGGCCGCCGCGCGGCUCUUACUGCGCGCGGGGAGCGACGUCCACACGCGGUCAGUAGCGCUGGCGUCGCCGCUCGACGUGGCGAGUGCGAACGGAUGGGACGCACUGGUCGGUCUGUUGCUCGAGGCCGACGCGCGACGCGGCCCGACAGCGCUGUGUGCGGCCGCGACGAACGGCCACCGAGCGGUCGUCCGGCGGCUGCUCACUUCGGCAAAGCCGGUCGACGACCGACCGGCGGCCGUCGAGGCGCUGUGUUUGGCGUGCGAAGGCGGCCACGCAGCAGUGGUGUUGGACCUACUGCAGCUCACGACCGCGCACGCGAACGCACUGCUACUGCUGCGUGACGACUGCGUGUCGCCGCUCUACUUGUGCUGUCAGAUGGGCCACGUCGACGUGGCGGCGCUGCUGCUGGCGCAGGGCGCCGACCCCAACUUCCAGCGGCCGCCGCCCACGGGCGUCUCGUGUCUGUACAUUGCGGCGCAAGAGGGCCACGACGCCAUUGUGCGGCUGCUCGUGCGCGCGGGGGCCGACGUGCAGCGGCCGAUGGCGGCCGACCGGUCGACGGCGCUGCACAUUGCUGCGCGCAUGGGCCGCGUGGCGGUCGCGCGGACGCUCCUGCGGUGCGGCGCGCAAGUGGACGCCGCGACGCGGUCGGGCCUCACGCCGCUGUUUAUUGCCAGCGACGAAGGCCAUGUGGAGCUCGUGCACUGUCUAUUGCGUGCGGGGGCCGCGCGCGACCGCCAAACGAGCGGCGGCGCGACGGCACUGUUUGCGGCCGUGCAGAGCGGUCACUUGUCGGUGCUCGAGGCGCUGCUCUGCGGCGGAGCGAGUCCUGCGAUCGCUACGUAUAAUGGUACGAGCCCUCUCGAUACAGCGGUAGGAAGGGGCGAUGCAAAGGCCGCGUGGCUGUUGCUGCACUUCGGCGCGCGCGUGGAUGGAGCGGCGGCACGGACUGACGUAGUGACGGCGGAAGGGCCGCUAUCGUUGAGACCGUAUUACAGAUAA